Messenger RNA from Camellia sinensis, 741 nucleotides. RefSeq lists its product as uncharacterized. NCBI's taxonomy places the organism in Eukaryota, Viridiplantae, Streptophyta, Magnoliopsida, Ericales, Theaceae. The record is from RefSeq and is a predicted model, not a curated record.
AUGGGAAGCAAUCGCGGGUUUCCUGGUAUGUUAGGGAGCAUUGAUUGUAUGCAUUGGAAGUGGAAAAAUUGUCCUACUGCACGGAAAGGUAUGUAUUCUGGUCACAUCCAUGAACCAACUAUUAUUUUAGAGGCUGUGGCUUCUCAAGAUUUAUGGAUAUGGCAUGCCUUUUUUGGGAUGCCCGGAUCUCAUAACGGCAUCAAUGUAUUAGAUCGUUCUUCUGUAUUUUCACUCCUUACUCAAGGUCAUGCUCCUCCAGUCAAUUACUCAAUUAAUGGAAAUGAUUAUACAAUGGGAUACUAUCUUGCUGAUGGUAUAUAUCCGCAAUGGGCAACAUUUGUCAAAACAAUCUCAUCUUCACAAGGGAAUAAACAAAUAUAUUUUGCAAAAGCUCAAGAAUCGGCAAGGAAGGAUGUUGAGCGAGCAUUUGGUGUGCUCCAAGCACGUUUCGCGAUUGUGCGAAGACCUGCACGUUUUUGGAAAAUGGAAAUAAUGGAAGAUAUUAUGAUGGCAUGCAUAAUAAUGCAUAACAUGAUUGUUGAAGAUGAGAGGGAUGCCAAUGGAUUGGACUUUAAUUAUGAUACAAUUAGUGAAAGUUUUCCACCAGUGUCUCAUGAGCGUACACCAGAACUUUUUGAAUUCAUUCAAAAUCAUUAUCGCAUCAGAGAUAGAGGAACUCACUCCAAACUCAAACAAGACUUGGUCGAACACUUGUGGACACUACAUGGAGACUCCUUGUGA